AUUUUCCGUUUCGUCCAACUCUCGUAGCCAUCUCGCUUCACUAUGACCAAGGUGUACCUCCUCUCACGCACACUUGACCCUCUUCUCGCCGUUUUCACCGGUCUCUUCGCCUUUCACCUCAACCAGAACAAUCCCCGGACAGCGCCUCCUCCCGGCCACACAUUGCAAGAGCUUCUGAAAUGGAAGUGGGCAGAAUCUAAGAAGAUUAGGGAGGCUAGGGAUAAGGAGGCAUCGGAAGAAUGGGAGAAUGUGACGAGGGAGCUUGUGGGAGAAACUUCUGUCGAGGAGGCUAAGAGAUGAUGGCAAUUGCAAAAGCCAGCAAAAUCAGGAUCACAAUAGUGACCAGACGUCAAACCGUGUAUUUUAAGGCACCAACAAGGCUUUGAUCGAACUUUACAUGUCAUACAAAGCAGCAAUAUUGUGAUGAGCAACAGGGAAGAGAGAAACUAUGCAUUCAUAACAACCUAA
Molecule: messenger RNA, 468 nt
Organism: Cryptococcus deneoformans JEC21
Lineage: Eukaryota; Fungi; Basidiomycota; Tremellomycetes; Tremellales; Cryptococcaceae
Exons: 2
Coding region: 43-300 (85 amino acids)
Biological process (GO): protein secretion
Source: RefSeq, a predicted model, not a curated record